Messenger RNA from Salvia splendens (bonfire salvia), 705 nucleotides. RefSeq lists its product as uncharacterized. The record is from RefSeq and is a predicted model, not a curated record. Bases 1 to 705 code for a protein of 234 amino acids. NCBI's taxonomy places the organism in Eukaryota, Viridiplantae, Streptophyta, Magnoliopsida, Lamiales, Lamiaceae. The transcript has 3 exons.
AUGGAGAAGACCGAUGAGAUCAUGACACACUCUAUCAUGAGGAUUGAUAAAGUUGAGACGGCGGUAGUGGAGGUCACCACAAGAUUGGGGAUCUUAGAGCACCAAGGAAUCUACUUGAGGAGUGGGACAAUCUAUGAGAGUCCUCCUAUGCCCGAGGUGGAAGCUAAGGAAGUGUCGGAAGAAGAUAUAGAAGAAGAGGAGAUAGAGGUGGAGUCAACUAAUAUGCCAUCCGAGGUUCAACUCGAGUUUUUGAAGGAGAUUAUGUCCAAGAAGAAGAAGUUGGUUGAUUAUGAAACCGUGAGCUUGACCGAGAAUUGUAAUGCAAUCAUCCAACAAAAGAUGCCAGCAAAGAUGAAGGAUCCGGGGAGCUUCGACAUCUCUUGUGUGAUGGGGAAUGAUAGGCAAACCAAUGCCUUAUGUGAUUUGGGGGCAAGCAUAAAUCUCAUGCCCCUAAGCUUCUUCCUAAAAUUGAAGUUUGGUGUCUUGAAGCCGACCACCAUCACCCUUCAAAUGGCGGAUAAAUCCAUCAAGUUCCCAAAUGGAGUCCUCGAGAAUGUCUUAGUGAGGGUGAAUGAUUCUAUCUUCCCCGUGGACUUUGUUGUCUUGGAUAUGAAGGAAGAUCCAAAUGUCCCUCUCAUCCUUGGAAGACCCUUCCUUGCAACCGGGAAAGCUCUGAUUGAUGUCACUAAGAGAACUCACCCUUAG